Molecule: messenger RNA, 1212 nt
Organism: Gastrolobium bilobum
Lineage: Eukaryota; Viridiplantae; Streptophyta; Magnoliopsida; Fabales; Fabaceae
Product: replication factor C subunit 2
Exons: 7
Coding region: 68-1066 (332 amino acids)
Biological process (GO): DNA-templated DNA replication; DNA repair
Cellular component (GO): DNA replication factor C complex; nucleus
Molecular function (GO): ATP binding; DNA clamp loader activity; DNA binding
Source: RefSeq, a predicted model, not a curated record
UUCCCUCCAAGUUUGAAGUGGGUAGCAGCAUAUAGGGUUUGGGGGUUGGAUUGUUGUUGGCGGAAGCAUGGCAUCGUCAUCGUCAUCAUCAAGCAGCAACUACGACGUGCCAUGGGUAGAGAAGUACCGACCCAGCAAGGUCGCUGACAUCGUCGGCAACGACGACGCCGUUUCCAGGCUCCAAGUCAUCGCUCGUGACGGUAACAUGCCCAACCUCAUUUUAUCCGGUCCUCCUGGAACUGGCAAAACCACUAGUAUACUCGCCCUUGCACAUGAACUUCUUGGACCAAAUUGCAAGGAAGCUGUUCUCGAACUAAACGCAUCAGACGAUAGAGGAAUUGAUGUUGUGAGGAACAAGAUCAAGAUGUUUGCUCAAAAGAAAGUAACACUGCCACAGGGGAGACACAAAAUUGUUAUACUGGACGAAGCUGAUAGCAUGACCUCAGGAGCACAGCAAGCUUUGAGAAGGACAAUGGAGAUAUAUUCUAAUACUACUCGUUUCGCUCUUGCUUGCAAUACUUCUUCUAAGAUUAUUGAGCCCAUUCAGAGUAGAUGUGCCAUUGUUCGAUUUUUGAGAUUAUCUGAUCAAGAGAUACUCGGUCGCCUCAUGGUAGUGGUUCAAGCCGAGAAGGUUCCCUAUGUUCCUGAAGGACUUGAAGCUAUCAUCUUCACUGCUGAUGGUGAUAUGAGGCAGGCAUUGAAUAACUUGCAAGCAACAUACAGCGGGUUCCAGUUUGUUAACCAAGCAAAUGUUUUUAAGGUCUGUGAUCAGCCGCAUCCACUGCAUGUGAAGAAUAUGGUGCGUAAUGUGAUUGAAGGGAAUUUUGAUGAGGCUUGUAUGGGCCUCAAGCAACUUUAUGACUUGGGAUAUUCCCCCACAGAUAUCAUCACGACACUUUUUCGUAUUAUAAAAAAUUAUGAUAUGGUUGAGUACCUGAAACUGGAAUUCAUGAAGGAAACUGGAUUUGCACAUAUGAGAAUUUGUGAUGGAGUUGGUUCUUAUCUUCAGCUGUGUGGUCUAUUGGCUAAGCUUUCUCUAGCUCGUGAAACAGCUAAAGCUGCAUGAGUAGGUUCCAAGUGCAACUAGAUAUGUCAUUACUUUUCGCUUUUGUGAUGUUGACAAUGUUCUACUGAAGUAGUCUUAUAUUUGUGAUGCCCAAAUGCUAAUUGAUACAUUAAUGCUUCAGCGUCUAUAAAUGUUUGUUUAGCUUU